AUGCUCUUGUUGCUCUUCCUGUUUGGUCUGGCUCUGGCUGCAGUGCCUCCUUCAGCUGACCAUCAACUGAAGCUACAGCGUGGCAAGUGUCCCUUGUUCUGGUUCAGCUUCAACGGCCGCUGCUACAAGUACAUCUCCACACGAGCGACCUGGGCUGAUGCGGAGCUCUACUGUGUGUCAGUGGGAGCCAACCUGGUGUCUAUCCACAGUGUGGAUGAAGAGAAUUUCAUCAAAAGACUGAUCGGCAAUUUUGACCAUACUUAUGGACUGACCUGGAUCGGACUCAGUGACCUCCACAAAGAAGGCAGAUGGAUGUGGUCUGAUGGGUCUCCAGUGGACUUUGCCUAUUGGAAAGACAAAGAGCCAAAUAAUCGGAACGGAAAAGAACACUGUGCUCACGGCAUGUUUGGCCAAGGUCUGCAAUGGAAUGAUGGCCCGUGUUCUCUUACUUACACCUCUGUUUGUGCAUCUCGCAUAACCUGUACUUAG
Molecule: messenger RNA, 489 nt
Organism: Chelmon rostratus (copperband butterflyfish)
Lineage: Eukaryota; Metazoa; Chordata; Actinopteri; Chaetodontiformes; Chaetodontidae
Product: lactose-binding lectin l-2-like
Exons: 1
Coding region: 1-489 (162 amino acids)
Molecular function (GO): signaling receptor activity
Source: RefSeq, a predicted model, not a curated record